AUGAAUUCCGUUCCUGAGAAAAUAAAUAUUGCGCAUGCUAUGCCAUCUUCCAUGAUUAAUGUCAUGAGAGAUGACAUUAAGCAGCUUCAGCAAGCCAAGGAGUUGGACCAGCAGCAAAUGGAUAAAGUAGAUCAUUACAUAGACCAAUUAGAUUCUAUCUUCACCCAGUUUUGUAAAGACAACGAGCAUGUCGAGAAAAGAGCUAAGGGGGUGACGGAAGCCGAUGUUCAGCUCUUCCAGGGCCUGAAGAAGAUGUACGCGGACUACAUGAACCAAUUGAGCGAGAUAAAAAAGAGAAAGGUGGAAGAGGAGCAAGAGUUCCAUGGCGAUAAGCCGCUUGAGUACAUUCUGGAUGAGCUGCCAUACCUGCAGCCGUCGGAAAGGAACCGGUACGUUAGCGCGCUCCUCAAGGACAAGGUGCCGUUUUCGAAGGACCGAAAGCUGUUCGAAGGUAUCGCGAACCUAUGUUUACUAGACGGAUCUGUGCGGGAUUACCUGCAGACAUACAAAUGCCUACUGCAGAGCGUAGGCUUCACACAGGAGGAGAUAUUAAGCCGGAUACCGUUUCUGGCUGACGACUACAAGCGUGAGGGCACGCCGGAGCCGCCGCUGUCGUCGGAUGCUAUUUCUCAAGAUACGAGCAGCGACUCGUCCAAUACUACCAAGACUGCAAGUACUGCAGUUUCGUCCCUGCUCAACUCGUCCGGCGUGGAACCGAACGAGCGACCAGAAGAGGACAAGAAGAAGAAGAUUUCGUUUUCGAAGUACCUCAAGAAGGAUGUCAGCGAGCCUGUGAAAAGGUCACUCUCGCCAGACGAUGCCGCCCAGCCCAUCGUUAAAAAGCAGAAAGUCGACCUGCCAGUAUCGAUCCUUCGCGAUGAGAGCAAGGCCAAGAAGCGCGCGGUCAUCCGCUUUGUGGACGACUCGAAGCUCGUAACCGUUUUUGGAGAUGACCUACCGGAAAGCGGUGUAGUGACAUCUCCUGAUCGUUUGAAGAAGAUUCUAAACCCGUACGUAGAAGGAGAACCACGGGAGUUCCUUCUAGCGGCCUGGAAGAAUCAGAAAGUACAUAAGCUGAUAAUUGAUAUGGGGGUUAUUGAAGACUCAGAUAUCACCGAGUCGAAGAACGGACCCGUGUCAAUGAGCACCAAGGUUCCGCUUGCCUUCCGCAUAAACUUCAGCAAGUUUAGCGACGAGCUCGCCGGCCCGCACAAGGAACCUGCGGAUAACGAGGACGAUGAACAAGAGAUCAAAAACCACAAGGGCAAACGAAGAGGUGGCAAGGGCCCCAUCAUAGCCCGCGCCUUUGGGAAAAAUGCAUUGUUGUUGAAAAAGGAUAGAGGCGGCCUUCCGUACAAGAAAGUACCUGAGGUCCGCAGAAACGAGUACCCCGUGAGGCCAGAGGACAAUUUUUAG
This is a messenger RNA of Eremothecium gossypii ATCC 10895, 1416 nucleotides long. RefSeq names its product RNA-processing protein REF2 (gene REF2). The transcript has a single exon. Lineage: Eukaryota; Fungi; Ascomycota; Saccharomycetes; Saccharomycetales; Saccharomycetaceae. The record is from RefSeq and is marked provisional. Bases 1 to 1416 code for a protein of 471 amino acids.